AGCAGAGCACACUCCAUUCAAACCGUUCUGCCAACGGUCAAUCAGUCUUCGGCGGGAUCUGUCGGUGUGAACACGCGUACUUCUUUAGGUCCGGAUUGGCCGGUGAUGCUGGAGAACUGUGAACGGUGGCACCAUGUAGUGUGUUCGGAUUAUUGAAAAAAAACCUGAUCCGAUGAAUGCAGUGAUGCGAAAAUAAAUGGUAAUUAGUUCUGUUGGGAUCACGUUCUGUGAAUAUGCGAUUGAUGUUUGAACUAUUAUCAGUGGUCAAAUAUGCGGAUGUCCGUUGGCGUGACGAGUGCGUAGAUACAUACUGCCACGACUAGUGCUGACCGUUAUCGUCCCAUCUCUAGUAGAACUGAAAAGAAAAUGAGCCUUGCUCUUAUUGGGGUUCAAGAGCUGUGAAUAGCUCUUAGGAACCCGAAGCCAUUGAAGGCUGUGAUUUUCGCAUGUGGGAUGUUUUCAUGUUUGCAGUGCUAUUCAAAUAUGGUAAAACUUGGUGCGUGGAUGCUAGUGGUGAAGUUAGAGUGAAAGCUGAUAAUAAAUAGAAGCAAAGUGCUGUUUGUGUGCACCGAACCUGGAGGAUGAAUCGAUCCUUCGAAAUGUGCGUCUGAGAAGCAAUUUUAACGGAAAAUUAAUUCCUAAUUUAUUUAUGGUUACGAUGAGGCGACGAAAAUCCUGCUGGCAGGAUUGCAUUGAACCUGCUUCCACGCUAAGAGUGUAACGACGAUGAGCUUUCGAAGUUUGUAAGUGUGUGCAAAUUGCUUUCCAGCCAUCGUUUCACGCGUCAUUUGAAAGGGGGGCGGACCUGUUUUUGAAGCUGAGUUAGCAACGAAAACAACGACAACAGCCGUGCGGUGAUGAACAGUACUGGAUGGAUCUGGAUGGAAAACCCACAUUAUUAGCUAUUAUCAACCCCAGGUCUACUCCCAGCAAAGCCUCCCCGCAAAGAUUGAAAUUCCUGGAAACAAAUGGAACAUUCCAUCGUAAGAUCAUCCGACCCCCGGGAGAGAAGACAGAACGUGUCACCUCCAUGCCAACACAUCGCUGAACUUGGAAGCAGAAAAGCAUUCUGCGAAUCCCGGCAGCAUUCGUUGUCAUCACGGCGUGAGAUCAAUUUACGCUUGAUAUUCGCCUUUCGGAGGCACCAGCAAUCCGCAUCGGCACAGCUCUCAUAUAUUAUUCACUCCUGCUAACCCCUGGGUGAUUCAUGCAAUGCAGUAUGUAAAGCACGGAAGCUUGGAAUGCUCAACGAAUUAUGUGUGCUGGCGGUUGGCGUGCCUAGGAGUGCUAUCCUGUACCGGUUUUAGAACAGUUCCGGUCGGUGUGCUUUUAUUUAUCUGAAAUCCACCAUGCGUUUCCUUUACACUCGACUUCGGUGACGACGAAGAGCUAUAAUUUACCAUCACAUCAAUUUGAUACUUUCUGGUUAACGGAAUAAUUAAAGUGAGAAAUCUGUCUAAAUUAAAUAUCCAUUGUCGGUUUAUUUCCCAUAAACAGUGUCUAUGACGAAAAUCGUGGCAAAUAUGAAAAGCUAUUCGAAUGACUGUUUGUUGCAUGUGAUUUUCUAGGAACGAACUACCCUUGCAGAUUAAUUGGGAAACUUUGUGUUCAGACGUCGACAGCUUCCCAGGAAAUAGUAGUGCAAGUUAGCAGAAGAAGUGAACUAAGACAAACUUGAGCUCCCGGAAGGACAGUGCUCCGAAAACAAAAUCUACUAGCAUGAAAAAAAGAAAACGAAUCAAACAGGCGAGAUUUGCUCAAAGGCAAAAGGAUGAAGGAAAAAUCGUAAUGCUUAGUACGGUAUGGUCAUGAGCUGCUGCACGUUUUUGUGUUGACAGAAGACGUUUUGUGAUAAGGGAAAAAAAGGAACGAACAGUGUGAAAACGGUUAUAAGGAUCUGAAAAAUUGGGAAAUGCGAACACAAUGAGAAAAUUGUGCCGAUUUUGCACGGUACCUCAAUUUGACAUAAAAACAACUAGGCAGAAUAUGUGUUUCCAGUUUUGACAUAUUUUCCACUUCAAGUUCCAUAGUUAAAUAGGAGUCCACCCGAAGGAUUGAAGCACGGAAUGGAAAAGACGUAAAAUAUUUCCCCUGCUUUUUUCUUCUAUGGAAAGCGAAAUGUCGGAGCACUCAGGCGGUCUACAUCAGUAGAAGUGAAAUAGAAAUUGGCCCUCUGUACUUACCACAAGAAGUUUAUCAGUGCACUUACCAGUUCACAGUUUAAUUUUUCCUGCUGCUGCCAUACAGCGAAGCGAUUUCUGUGGAAUCGCCCAGCAUCCAGCAAAGCAACAGCAGCAGGAUCACAAACAUCAUAAAUGCAAUAUUUUGCCCAAUUGAAAAGGGAAAUACUGGGGAGUGAGUGUAAAUAAGAAGUUUCUUGUGGUGAAAGACUUUUACAUGUUCUGCAUGCAACGUGAAGCUAGAUGAUUGCAGUUCAUUUCAAUCCGAACAUUCUCUGUGAAAAUGAGCUGAAUGUAGGUAUUUACUUAGAUAGUGGUCAUCCGAUAACAGAUAGUGUCUAGUUUUUACAUCUCAUCAAUUCAGUAAGCGUCCCCAACAGUAAACAUAAAAAACCAUGAAUAUUAACAUGGACUCGGACCACCGGGUUGUGUUGAAUGUCGGUGGCAUUCGACACGAAACGUACAAAGCGACGCUCAAAAAAAUUCCCGCCACUCGGUUAUCACGACUGACCGAGGCGUUGGCCAACUACGACCCCAUCCUGGACGAGUACUUCUUCGACCGGCAUCCGGGAGUGUUUGCGCAGGUUCUGAACUACUACAGAACCGGUAAGCUUCACUACCCAACCGAUGUCUGUGGCCCAUUGUUCGAGGAAGAACUGGAAUUCUGGGGGCUUGACUCGAACCAGGUCGAACCAUGCUGCUGGAUGACGUACACUCAGCAUCGUGACACCCAGGAGACGUUAGCCGUAUUGGAACGACUCGACCUGGACACUGAGAAACCAACGGAAGAAGAACUAGCUCGAAAGUUCGGCUACGAGGAUGACUACUACAAGGGAACGGUGUCGUGGUGGCAGCACAUGAAGCCCCAGAUGUGGUCAUUAUUCGACGAACCGUACAGUUCGAAUGCUGCCAAAAUAAUCGGAGUGAUAUCAGUGUUCUUCAUCUGCGUAUCGAUCCUCUCGUUUUGCCUCAAAACACACCCGGAUAUGCGCGUACCGGUGAUACGGAAACUGACGGUCAAUACUGCCAACGGGAGCACGGCCUGGGUUCUGGACAAGGAUCACACGAAUGCACAUGUUGCGUUCUUCUACAUCGAAUGCGUUUGUAAUGCAUGGUUCACGCUAGAAAUCUUGGUUCGCUUCAUUUCAUCCCCACACAAGUGCGAAUUCAUCACCUCAUCUGUAAAUAUUAUUGAUUACAUCGCUACGUUGAGCUUCUACGUAGAUCUGGUGCUACAGAAGUUUGCCUCCCAUCUCGAGAAUGCCGACAUCCUGGAGUUCUUCUCCAUUAUCCGCAUCAUGAGACUUUUCAAGCUGACUCGACACUCAUCCGGCUUGAAGAUCCUAAUUCAGACAUUUCGGGCCUCUGCCAAGGAGCUAACACUGCUGGUGUUUUUCCUAGUCUUGGGCAUCGUGAUAUUUGCCAGCCUAGUGUACUACGCGGAACGAAUCCAGGCGAAUCCGCACAACGACUUCAACAGCAUUCCGCUGGGACUGUGGUGGGCUCUGGUCACGAUGACCACGGUGGGCUACGGCGACAUGGCCCCGAAAACCUACAUCGGAAUGUUUGUAGGUGCCUUGUGUGCGUUGGCAGGUGUGCUGACAAUCGCGCUUCCGGUACCGGUUAUCGUAAGCAAUUUUGCCAUGUACUAUUCGCAUACCCAAGCGAGGGCGAAGCUACCGAAAAAGCGCCGACGGGUGCUGCCCGUUGAACAACUUAGGGCUCCGAGGGUUACAGGGCAACCGGGUGCCAUGGGCAUGCCUGGUUCGGGUCAAAUGGCUCGCCGUAUGAACCAACCUAAAACAAAGGACAUCGGACCAAAAAUAGGUCCCAUCGGUGCCAGCAUCGUAGCCAUGUGUCCGCGGAAUGUGGGCCUACACAGCAACCCGGCACUGGCCAUGUGCAAGCCCACAUUCGAAGUUCGGCCACCGACAAUAUGCUACAACAGUAACAUCAACAGUGGCAGUCGUGCUCCGGCAACCGUCGGCACUGGCCAGCAGGUUCUCAUCCCUCGGGAUGCCACCGGUAAGCUGAUCAACAACAAUAACAGUAACACCGCAAACAAUAACCAUACCAUCAGCCCGAAUGGAAAUGCCACGACGGGAAAUGCUAAUAACACCAAAUGAAAUGGAUGUGUGUAUGUUUUUUUUCUUUGUUUCUAUCAAAAAUAAAGAUCUGCUUUGUAUCUCGGUAGGAUAGCUAGCUUCCUAUGAGUUUUUGGUGAAUUAUGUCAUAAGACUUUUCUAGCUGUUAACUAGUUAAAACAAGAAAGAAACGAUUGUAUAUACAUAUAAAUGUCGGCUGCUCUUCUAGAGCCUAACUAUGCUUUAUCAAUUCAACUGAAUUUGCAAACAAUAUUCUUAUGAUCGCUCAAUUAGAUGGUACAUUGUUAUUGGAUUGGUUCAACAUAAUAAACUUCUGCCGUGAAAGUUGUGAAAUUUAAUUUCAUCUGUACAAAUUACGAUAAGUGCUAUUUUUCAGUUAAAGGAGAGCAUAAAUCACAGUUACGGGUUUAGAUAAUUCCUAUACUGAAAUGGAGCAACGUUAUGGGAAGUACGGCAAUCGGCAAGUUAUCGAUCACUUUGCGAUAAUUAUCUUUUGUGCUAAGACAUAAACAAUCUUUGUAAAUUUCACUAUUGACAUGUAAUUGGACAUCAUUUUACGUUUGUAAGUUAAUAAAUUAUUCAGAAAACUUUCAACCAAACAAGAAGCAUUUAAUGUGAUACAAGUAGUUUUACCAAGUAAAAGAUGAUAUUUAAAUACAAAACAACGGAAUAAAAUUGUAAUUGUUAAGAUAGAGUAACUAAGAUUCAUCUAAAUUUUAAUGUGUUUAGAACUAAGAAUGUAAAUCUUUCACAAUUCAUUGGAAAAUUUUUGCCAUCCAUCAUUACGACUAUCGUUUAAAAACUAUUGCAAAUAUAGAUAAAUACUACAACUUGCUGCAGAAAACAUUAGCUUUUUUGUUUUAU
Molecule: messenger RNA, 5149 nt
Organism: Malaya genurostris
Lineage: Eukaryota; Metazoa; Arthropoda; Insecta; Diptera; Culicidae
Product: potassium voltage-gated channel protein Shaw-like
Exons: 8
Coding region: 2576-4306 (576 amino acids)
Biological process (GO): potassium ion transmembrane transport; protein homooligomerization
Cellular component (GO): voltage-gated potassium channel complex; neuronal cell body membrane; dendrite membrane
Molecular function (GO): protein binding; delayed rectifier potassium channel activity
Source: RefSeq, a predicted model, not a curated record